UGACAUUGACAUUGCGAUAUUUAGAGUGAGACGUCCAAAGUCUUGACUUCACUUUGUUAUGGUUGGUGAGACGUGAAGAAGGGGGCAAGAACUGUGUACAAAGUUAGACUACUCUUAACAUACUUGCAGCUUAAUUAAAGCAACCUUUUUUUUCAACUUUUCAUACUGGAUUAUUCCCAUGCUGGAUUGAGUCGAAUCUUAACUGUUAUUGGAUUAUUUGGGAUUGUGCAGAAUAAAAUAAUAAAAAUCCAGUUUAUAUUUAUAUUCAUAGAAACAAGAGUUUCAGGCCAUGCCUCAUAAUAAGCCAGCUAUUCCCCUUGGGGGUUUGAACCAGGCCAAGCUUGCCGAGGAGCAGCAUCAAGAGAUCAAGGCCUAUGAUAAGAACCGAGAUAUCCAAGUGGUCCUGGGUGUUACCAUAGCUAUAGUGUCAGCCUUGGCAGCCUUAGCAGGUUUCAUCGCUGUCUACGCUGGAGGGUUUCUGGAGACAUACCGCAAGGAUGUCAGCUCCGUCUGGCUGACAGUAAUACCAUUUUGUUUCCCUGUCAUCACUGGUAUUGGAGUAGCUUACAGAAGACAAAUGUCCAGUAUUGGCGUCCACUUCGUCUUGCUGCUGGCCACCAUGGUGGCAGGAUGUAUUGGUUACGGCUUCGCUAUAGAGCCAGUCUUCAUCAACAGAUUUAACUGCACAAAAGUUGAUCUGUCGCACGGAGAAUGUCACAGAGAGACUAUAGUCCACCUGUGGAUAGUAUCAGGAGGAGUGGCAAUCGGACUCAGUGCAAUUGGAGUGUUGCUGUCGAUGUUGGCAUGUUCCUGUGCUGUGAAACGCCGUGCCCAGAAGACUGAAGAGAAGCUACGUGAGGAGGAGAGAAAGUUUAAAGAGCAACAAGAGCAAAAGAAAAACGCCUUCAAGCCCACCUCGGCGCCAAUCAGCAGGAACGUGACCAAGAGCACCCUCAAGACAGUCCCCAGUCAACCCCAGAAAGUCUCCGAACUAGAGAUCUCGUCCACGAAUUUGAAUGGGAUCUAUAUCAAUGUGAUAAGUGACAGUACCGACACGCGCUUAUAGCGUUGGCCAGAUCAUUGUAGCAAAAGUUUGUACAUUGCCAGGAUGGAUGACAGACCAAAAAAAAUACUGCAUUUUUGUUUAAAAGUAUAUACAUUUUUAUCUUGAAUUUUAGGUAUUGCCAUCAAAGAGUUGUGAUUAGUUAGUGCAUUAAAUAUUUGUUAUUUGUCAUGCUGUAGCAAAUUGUUUACAUGUUUACUAUCAAGUCAGAAACAUUUUACAUAAUUAAACAAAAAACCUGCACAUGGAAUUCUAUUUACAUAGCACAGGAAAAUGACACAUUUUUACCAGUGUCUAUAUCAUCCCUCUUAUUAAAUGUGAAUGUUGGUUAUAUGCUUAUUUUCAAAUUGACAUCCAAAGAUCAACUGCGGAUGCUAUCAAAGCCCAGCCUUAGAUAGUUUAGUAGUUGUUUUUUUUACAGUAUACAAUAUAAUAUGUAUACUAUCUACUUUUUUUUAUUUGCAUGUUAUAAAAGCAUUUCAAAUAUAGUAUUAAAGCAGCUUAAUGAAACUUGCAUAAAAAGACAUAUUGUCACCAAUAUAAGGUUCGUUUUAAAAAGAUCUAGUAUAUUUGAACAAAUUUAAAGUUUCAUCAAUACAGUCAAUAGGUUUUCUGUUUAAAAUGUAAAAUCGUGUUCAUCAGAAAUCCAUAAAAAAUAUUUUACAACAAAAUAUUGAGAAAGUCUGGUUGAAAGAGUGCAUGAUAGUGAGACUGUCAAAUAGUUGCCUAAACCUCAAUGUAAAUAAUAUUUUAAGCCUUGUUCUUUCUAAGUUGCUAUUAUCCAAAACGUUUAUUUUAUACUAUUUGCAUUUAACUUUGCAUUUAAUUCAGAUUUUUACUCUUGAAGUACUGAUUGUAUAAGAAAUAAGCUUUUUUUUUUAAUGCCAGGGAGUCAGCUUUGGUACGUAGAACUUUCUAAAACUAUAUGGAAUGAUCUAUGUAUAAGAUAUUUGGUCUGACCAUCAUUUUAGUUUUUUUUUUCUUCUUUUAUGUACAUUUUUUUUACCUUCCAUAUCUUCAUUUUAUUAUGUGUUUAUGUUAAACCAUUCAAAAAUAAAUUUUGUUUCGUGAA
Messenger RNA from Biomphalaria glabrata, 2135 nucleotides. RefSeq lists its product as uncharacterized. Lineage: Eukaryota; Metazoa; Mollusca; Gastropoda; Planorbidae. Bases 290 to 1066 code for a protein of 258 amino acids. The transcript has 7 exons. The record is from RefSeq and is a predicted model, not a curated record.